Messenger RNA from Strongylus vulgaris, 246 nucleotides. NCBI's taxonomy places the organism in Eukaryota, Metazoa, Nematoda, Chromadorea, Rhabditida, Strongylidae. The record is from the annotation of a GenBank genome assembly.
AUGUCUGACUGCCUCAAGGCAACUGGAACGAAUUUCGAAAGUUAUCAAGGAUCUGCCAGAGAAGAGAAGAGCGCUGAGGAGGAUUUGACUGCAUCACAUCUCAAGCGACUAGUAGCCAAUACCAGUUGCAGAACAGCUUUGCGAAAAAAAUCUUUGAAAGGAGAGGAGAAACUUUUGGAAGCAGCUCAAAAACGGAAAAGUCUAAAAAAGUACCGCAGGGGUCUUCUCGACUACCGUUUCCGCUGA